This is a messenger RNA of Musca domestica (house fly), 787 nucleotides long. RefSeq names its product venom peptide isomerase heavy chain-like. NCBI's taxonomy places the organism in Eukaryota, Metazoa, Arthropoda, Insecta, Diptera, Muscidae. Gene Ontology annotation, molecular function: serine-type endopeptidase activity. The record is from RefSeq and is a predicted model, not a curated record. The transcript has a single exon. Gene Ontology annotation, biological process: proteolysis. Bases 1 to 777 code for a protein of 258 amino acids.
AUGAAAACACUUCUGGUCAUUUCGCUGCUAUUCGCCUCGACCAUUUUCCAAGCCAAUGGAAUAUUAAGGGGCAAAGAUGCCUGGGAGACUGAUGUUUAUUUUAUGGCUCGAUUGUAUGACAAGGUGAACGGUUCUGUGAUUUGUGGUGGUGUAAUAAUCGACAAUGAAUGGGUCUUGACUGCUGCCAGCUGUGCUCAAAAUCCCAUUGGAAUGUGGGCCGUGGCGGGUAGUCACUUUGUGCCACAACUUACUUCCAAUCGCUGGCAACGACCAACCGUAGAUUUUGCUGUUGUCCAUGAGAAUUAUGUUCCCGGUGAAUAUCACGAUGAUUUGGCCCUGUUGCAUGUCAGCGAACCCUAUGUGUGGACGGAGUAUGUGCGCCCAGCUGAAUUGCCCGAACCCAAUACGGUCCCUACGGGUAUUGUGGAUGUCUUUGGUUAUGGUCAUGUGACUAUUGGUUAUCCCACAACAUCUAUGGCCACUGCAACAAGACGUCUAACUGUUCCGAUUAUGGAGUGGAGUGAGUGUCGAGAUUUAUUGCCUGCGAAAUUGGUGACCGAUGAGCAGAUGGUGUGCACCAAGCAAAUUGCACGUCAAUCAUUUUGUCGAGAGGAUGUCGGAGGUCCAUUGUUGAAGAUACGGGAACCUGAACUGCCAUUAUUGGUCGGCAUUGCAGCCUGGUUUUAUGAGCCAUGCGGUAUGAAACAAUAUCCCAAUGUUUAUGCUCAGGUCUCGUUGUAUAUCGAUUGGAUUAUGGGAAAUAUUAAAAAGGUUUAAGAUAUUAAAA